CAGUUCAAUUUGUAUAUUAAAGAAAAUGACGCCUCAACAUGUUCGGAUGAUUAACUAUUAUGCGUUUCACAUAUUUCUAGUGCUCUGCAUGGUACAUCCAUUGUUAACUUUAAAAAUCGAAAAGCAAAAUUCUAUUGUCUGCGAGGAAGGCGCUGUGAAAGAAGAUCCGUCAGAUUGCGCUAGUUAUUUUCAAUGUCUAGAUGGAAAAACUGUGAAGCAGAGAUGCCACAGUGAAAGCUACUUUGAUCCAGCAUGGGAAGUCUGCGUGAUCGAUGUUGAUGGAAUCUGUAAGCCUAUCACUGUCAACUGUACGGAAGGCGACCUGGAAGAAAACCCCAAAAACAGUUGUGGUUACUUAAAAUGUUUAAACGGAAGCCUUGUGGAAGUGAAUUGUACCAGUGGAAGCUAUUUUAAUACAACUUUGAAUAUCUGCCUUAUCGAUGAGAAUGGAGUCUGCUCAUCGAUUCCUGAAGAAUGCAUCGAUGGAGAGAUUACGGUAGAUCCUGAAGACCCUUGUGGGUAUCUGAAAUGUGUAAACGAAAGCCUUGUAAAAGUGAACUGUUCCAGUGGAAGUUAUUUUAACUCAACUUUGGAUAUCUGCCUUGUCGAUGAGAAUGGAGUCUGCUCAUCGAUUCCUGAAGAAUGCAUCGAUGGAGAGAUUACGGUAGAUCCUGAAGACCCUUGUGGCUACUUGAAAUGUGUAAACGAAAGCCUUGUAAAAGUGAACUGUACCAGUGGAAGUUAUUUCAAUUCAACUUUGAAUAUCUGCCUUAUCGAUGAGAAUGGAGUCUGCUCAUCGAUUCCUGAAGACUGCAUCGAUGGAGAGAUUAAGGAGGAUCCCGAAGACCCUUGUGGGUAUCUGAAAUGUGUAAACGGAAGCCUUGCGGAAGUGAAUUGUACCAGUGGAAGUUAUUUCAAUUCAACUUUGAAUAUCUGCCUUAUCGAUGAGAAUGGAGUCUGCUCAUCGAUUCCUGAAGACUGCAUCGAUGGAGAGAUUAAGGAGGAUCCCGAAGACCCUUGUGGGUAUCUGAAAUGUGUAAACGAAAGCCUUGUUAAAGUGAACUGUACCAGUGGAAGUUACUUCAAUUCAACUUUGAAUAUCUGCCUUAUCGAUGAGAAUGGAGUCUGUUCUUCGAUCUCAGAAAAGUGUAUUGAAGGAGAAAUUGAGGAAAAUCCAGAAGACUCUUGUGGCUACUUGCAAUGUCUAAACGGAAGUCUUGAGAUAGUGAACUGUAGUAGUGGAAGUUAUUUUAAUUCUACUUUGCAGACUUGUCUUAUCGAUGAGAAUGGCGUCUGUUCUUUAAUUUCUGAAAGUUGUAUUGAAGGUGAGCUCCAAGAAGAUACCAAAGAGUGUAGCGGAUAUUUGCAGUGUAUCAAUGGCGAAAUGGUAAAUCAACUUUGUUCAUAUGGCUACUAUUUUCAUUCAGAAUUGAAAAGUUGCGUCGUUGACAAUAAUGGUGUUUGUACACCCAUAACUGAGAAUUGUGAGGAAGGUGAUCGGGAGACAGAUGCUGAAGAUUGCACAAUGUAUGUGGAGUGCAUAGAUGGUGAUUUUGUUGCACAAAAGUGUGCAAAGGGAAGUUACUUUGAAUUCAGAAUUAAGGCAUGUGUUAUCGAUGAAAAUUUUGUGUGUAUUCCUCAUGUGGACUAACUGAAAAUUAAAUAAAAUAAUUCGUUACAUUAUGA
Molecule: messenger RNA, 1686 nt
Organism: Drosophila innubila
Lineage: Eukaryota; Metazoa; Arthropoda; Insecta; Diptera; Drosophilidae
Product: protein psiG
Exons: 3
Coding region: 26-1651 (541 amino acids)
Cellular component (GO): extracellular region
Molecular function (GO): chitin binding
Source: RefSeq, a predicted model, not a curated record